UUUAAGGAACAGUGCACUAAUUGUUGGAUUUGGGUGACUAAUGAUUCAGUAGUCUACUAGUAUAAGCUCUAAGUCUACAGUGAUGACUGUUAUAAAAAAAAGGGGUAAAAUACAAUAAACUAUCUAGAGGUUUUGGGUAUACCAAAUACAUCCAAGACUUUCAGAAGAUGACUAAUUUAAUCCUUAACACAAACGGUGUUAGUAGCUGCCGUCACUCAAAUCUGACCCCUUUCUCUGCUCUUUUCUUUUUUCAUAAUCUCAGUAACUCACCUGGCUGUCUCUUUCUCUCUCAAUUUUUCUUUUACUUUGCUUGUCCGAAUCUAACUCUCUCUUUCGCCUCUCUCUUCUCUUUUCUUUUUCCUAAUCUCACCUGACUCUUUCUUUCACUCUUAAUCUUCUUUACCUUUGCCUACCGAAUCUUGUUGAUUAUGGAUCCUCUUUCUCUCUCAUCUCUCUAUUUCGGUGAUGGAGAUCUUGUGGUGGUGGGUCAACGCUCAAUGGUUUUCUAUGGGUUAAUGGUGAUUGGAUUUACUGGAUUUGGGUUUGGCCAUUGUGGGUAUUAGGAAUUUGAUAUUUGCUUGGGGGUUGAUGGCAACUUUGUGGAGUUAGGACUUGGCUUGUGUAAUUGGUUUUUACUAGGUCUCUUUGUAGAGGAGCAAAAGGGUUUGGUUUUUAAGGAGCUUUUCCUUUUGGUUUCUUGGCUGCCAAACACUACUGGGUCUCAAUUUUUGAACUCUCUUGUGCAUGUUGCGAUUUUCGGUUUUGGUUAUUUUAUUUAAUUUGUGAGUGUAUUGAUUUUUUCAAUUAGACUAUCACUUGGAAAAAAUUAGUAUUGAGGAAUUAUUUUGUUUAUUAUGGUUUGUGUUGGUUAUGGCAUAAAUCAAAUAUAACCCAAAUAAGAAUGAUUAAACUCAUUUCAUAUAUCAUAUUAAGAAAUUAACAUAAAGUACAAAGAAAAUUUUAAAAUAUAAAAAUAGAUAAACACCAAUAAAGACUAAACUCUAAACCAUCAUAAAUUGAAGUAAUUUUUUUUAUUAAAAUUAUUUAUUUAUUUUAUAAUUUAUUAUUACUAUUUAUUUAAUAAUUUAGUUUUAAUUAUUUUAGAAUUUUUACAUAUGAAUCCACGGUUUUUAAAACUAGACUGGACCAUUCGGUUUGACCGUGAACCGAUACUAAUACUGGUUAGAAUAUGUAUAGAAAUCGAAAAUUCAUAAAAACCACUUAAAUCCGGAGAAUUGGCGGUUGAAACGUCGGAACCAGCUUGACAUUAGCUCGAUCUAUCGAGCUUUACGAAUUCAGAAAUUCCAGAUCUGAAUUUCGGCCCAUGCUGAUGUAUUUGUUUAGGGUUUCUUCUCUUACAAUCCUAGACAUAUAUAAGGCUUAUUUUAAGAGCCGUCACACACGGAUACAAUGACUAAGAGCUUAAUUUUCUCUGUGAGAAGCUGCUGCGUUUGUACGCUAUAGGGUUUUGUAACCAAGUUCUUCUUGAUCUUCAUUGUUGAUAAAGUAAAGAACUUUGCAACUAACAACAAUCAUUCAAGUUGCUGGAGUUAGUCACGUACUAGGAUCCAUGCAAAAGAUUAGUCACGGAUUGGAGAUUUGUGCAUCAAAAGAAAGAAUGCUACUACAAGAUCAAGUCCAAUUAGGUGCUGUUUUGUUCUAAAUAUUCCAAGUAAGGUAGCCCACAAUUGGACCAGCAUAUUGGAGUUGGUAAAAUGGAGGUAAGGACAGGCUCGAAUGGAAAUACAAAUGAGGACGCUGCAAUAAAAAACAAUGAAGAAGCAGAGAAAAGCCCUUCCAUGAUUAAUGAUCAAGAUAAUAUAGGAGAGAAGAAUACCAACACUGUUUCAUUUCUCAAGCUGUUCUCAUUUGCGGAUUCCACUGAUGUUCUUUUGAUGAUCAUUGGCACAAUAGGUGCCAUUGGGAAUGGGCUAGGUACGCCUAUGUUGACAAUACUCUUUGGGGAAAUGAUUAAUGCUGCGGGAAAUAAUCAGAAUGACAAAGACAUGGUUCGUGAAGUUUCCAAGGUUUGUGUAAAAAUUCUCUACGUGGCAGCAGGGAUAGGUGUUGCAGGAUUCCUCCAGGUGGCUUGCUGGAUGGUCACAGGGGAGCGCCAGGCUGCACGAAUAAGGGGUUUGUAUUUGAAGACAAUUUUGAGACAAGAUGUUGCUUUCUUUGAUAUGGAAACAAACACUGGAGAGGUUGUUGGGAGAAUGUCAGGUGAUACUGUUCUCAUACAAGAUGCCAUGGGUGAGAAGGUUGGAAGAUUUCUGCAACUGGUAUCAACAUUCAUUGGGGGAUUUUCUGUAGCAAUUUUCAAAGGGUGGCUCCUUACCCUUGUCUUGUUAUCCUCAAUUCCUCUUCUUGUGGCAUCUGGUGGUCUUAUGUCCAUCAUCAUAUCCAAGACAGCAUCCCGUGGACAAAGUGCUUAUGCAAAUGCAGCAAAUGUAGUUGAACAAACAAUUGGCUCAAUAAGAAUGGUUGCAUCAUUUACUGGGGAGAAGCAAGCUAUAAAUAAUUACAAAAAGUACGUUAUAACUGCUUACAAAUCUGGUGUUUACGAAGGUUUGGUAUCAGGGUUAAGUUUCGCCAUUGUUACGUCAGUGAUGUACACCAGCUAUGGUUUGGCUAUAUGGUAUGGAUCAAAAUUGAUACUGAGCAAAAAGUACAAUGGGGGUGAUGUGCUGAACGUGGUCAUGGCUAUAAUAAUUGGAUCCAUGUCCCUAGGCGAGGCAUCUCCCUGCAUGAGUGCCUUUUUUGCUGGUAAAGCUGCGGCUUAUAAGAUGUUUGAGACUAUCAAGAGGAGGCCAGAGAUAGAUUCUUAUAACUCAAAGGGAAAAAUUUUGGAUGAUAUUCGUGGAGAUAUAGAGUUUAAAGACGUUUAUUUCAGUUAUCCAACUAGAUCAGAUGAGCCAAUAUUACGUGGAUUCUCUCUUUAUAUUCCUAGUGGCACAACUACAGCUUUGGUUGGACAAAGUGGAAGUGGAAAAUCAACCGUGAUUAGUCUAAUUGAGAGAUUCUAUGACCCACAUGCUGGUGAGGUUCUCAUAGAUGGCAUUAACUUGAAAGACUUCCAGCUUAAAUGGAUUAGGGAGAAAAUUGGUCUUGUUAGCCAAGAACCUGUCUUGUUUUCAUCCAGCAUAAAGGAUAAUAUUGCAUAUGGAAAAGAUGAAGCAACGUAUGACGAGAUCAGAAUUGCAUCUGAACUCGCAAAUGCUUUUAAAUUUAUUGAUAAAUUGCCUCAGGGACUAGAUACCCUGGUUGGUGAGCACGGAACACAACUGUCUGGUGGUCAGAAGCAAAGAGUUGCCAUUGCAAGAGCAAUUCUGAAAGACCCAAGAAUCUUACUCCUCGAUGAAGCUACAAGUGCACUUGAUGCAAAGUCUGAGAGGGUAGUGCAGGAGGCAUUGGACAGGAUUAUGGUCAACCGGACAACCAUCAUUGUUGCCCACCGUUUGAUCACGGUGAGGAAUGCUGAUACAAUUGAAGUCAUUCAUAUGGGAAAGACGGUAGAGAAAGGAUCACACUCAGAACUAAUUAAGGAUCCUAAUGGAGCAUACUCUCAGCUUAUACGCUUGCAAGAAGUAGACAAGGAGUCAGAACAACAUGCAGAUGAUCAAAACAGAUCAGAAACUUCUGCUGAAUCUUUUAGACAGUCAAGUCUUAGACAUAGUCAGAGAAUGUCAUUAGUACAAAGCUUUAGUCGUGCAUCAUCAGUCGUGCCAACAGAAGUUACCCUCCCUAAUGAACGACUGGCAGAAACAGAAGAAAACUAUCCCAAGGUCCCAAUCAGCCGCAUUGCCUACCUCAACAAGUCAGAGAUUCCUGUACUUCUUCUUGGGACUAUAGCUGCAAUUAUCAACGGCGUAAUACUCCCUAUAUUUAGUAUACUGCUUACUAGGGUAAUCAAAUCAUUUUAUGAACCACCUCCUAAAUUGAAAAAGGAUUCAAACUUUUGGUCACUAAUGUUUGUGGCCCUUGGUAUGGUAUCAUUUCUGGCAAUUUCAGCAAGAGAAUACCUCUUUGCUGUAGCUGGGUGUAAGUUAAUAGCACGAAUUCGAUUGAUGUGUUUUGAGAAGCUGAUUCACAUGGAGAUUGGUUGGUUUGAUGCGCCUGUGCACUCAAGUGGCUCAGUUGGUGCAAGGCUCUCAGAAAAUGCAGCAACAAUGCGUGCCCUUGUUGGAGAUACUCUUCGUCUGACGGUUCAUGUUAUUACUUCAGCAGCUGCAGGUUUGGUCAUUUCAUUUCUUGCAAGUUGGCAGUUGACAUUUAUUAUCCUUGCAUUGACUCCUCUCAUCGGAGUCAAUGGAUACGUUCAAGUAAAGUUCUUGAAAGGAUUCAAUGCAGGUGCAAAGUUGAAGUAUGAGGAAGCAAGCCAAGUUGCUAAUGAUGCAGUCGGAAGUAUCAGAACAGUUGCUUCUUUCUGUGCUGAAGACAAGGUGAUGAAGCUGUACAGAAGCAAAUGUGAAGGCCCAACGAAGGCAGGGAUAAGGCAAGGCUUGAUCACUGGAAUUGGAUUUGGGACUUCUUUUGGCUUGUUGUAUGUUGUCUAUGCUACAACUUUCUAUAUAGGUGCUCGUCUCGUUCAGGCUAGGAAAGCAACAUUCUUAGAUGUUUUUCAAGUUUUCUUUGCUUUGACCAUAACAUCUAUAGGAAUUUUUCUUUCAAACAACAUAGGUCCUGAUACUGGCAAAGCCAAGAACGCUUCUGGUUCCAUAUUUGCAAUAGUGGACCGACAGUCGAAGAUAGACCCAAGUAAUGAGUUUGGGAUGACAUUGGAGAAUCUGAAGGGAGAAAUUGAGCUUCAUCAUGUAAGCUUCAAAUAUCCAUGUAGGCCAGAUAUUCAAAUUUUCCGAGAUCUUAGCUUGACAAUUCAUUCUGGGAAGACAAUUGCUCUGGUUGGAGAAAGUGGGAGUGGGAAAUCCACUGUGAUUGCAUUAUUGCAAAGGUUUUAUGAUCCUGAUUCCGGUCAUAUUACGCUAGAUGGAAUUGAAAUUAAGGAAUUUCAAGUGAAAUGGUUGAGGCAGCAGAUGGGUCUUGUGAUUCAAGAACCAAUUUUAUUUAAUGAAACUAUUCGUGCCAAUAUUGCAUAUGGAAAGGGAGGAAAUGCAACUGAGUCAGAAAUCAUAGCUGCAGCGGAGUUAGCCAAUGCUCAUAGGUUCAUUAGUGGCUUACAACAGGGUUAUGAUACAAUAGUAGGAGAACGCGGAGUUCAAUUAUCUGGCGGACAGAAGCAACGGGUAGCCAUUGCACGUGCCAUGAUUAAAAGUCCAAAGAUAUUAUUAUUAGAUGAAGCCACUAGUGCACUAGAUGCUGAGUCUGAGAGGGUGGUCCAAGAUGCAUUGGAUCGUGUCAUGGUUAACCGAACUACAGUUGUUGUGGCACAUCGAUUAUCCACAAUCAGAAAUGCAGAUGUAAUCGCAGUGGUUAAAAAUGGAGUUAUUGCAGAGAAAGGAAAGCACGACAAUUUGAUUAGAAUCAAGGAUGGCUUUUACACCUCCUUGGUUGCGCUGCACACAAGUGCUUCAACUGCUUGAUCUUCAAGUUUUUUUUUUUAACUACUCUCUUAAAUAGAUGAAAUACAUAAAUGUAUGUUAUUUUCUCUUCUUUUAAAUUCAUAGUUUGAAUUAUUUAUGCUUUUCUUCAUAAAUAAUUUAUCCAUAUUUGUAAUAUCAAAUGUUAGAAAUUUGAAGUAUAAUGUAUUUAUUGUGGAUGAAUAAGAAAGAGUAGAGGAUGAAAAAUUGCCUUAUGAUA
Molecule: messenger RNA, 5754 nt
Organism: Quercus robur (English oak)
Lineage: Eukaryota; Viridiplantae; Streptophyta; Magnoliopsida; Fagales; Fagaceae
Product: ABC transporter B family member 4-like
Exons: 13
Coding region: 1716-5537 (1273 amino acids)
Biological process (GO): transmembrane transport
Cellular component (GO): membrane
Molecular function (GO): ATP binding; ABC-type transporter activity; ATP hydrolysis activity
Source: RefSeq, a predicted model, not a curated record